GGCCCGUUUGGCCACCUCUACUCCCGACGUAAUCCGCCGGAGAUGCUCCUCCUCCGCCACCACCCCGCCUCCCUCCGCCGCCGCGUCCGUCUCGACUCCGCCAUCCAUCGCCUCGCCAUGUCGACCGCCGCGUCCGCCUCCGCGCCGCCGGCCUCCUCCGCGGCCUCCGACUACCACUGCCGCACCAAGCACAGCCUCACCGCCGGCUACGCGCGCGGGCCUGGCCGCCUCGACUGGGCCAACCAGCCCAACCCCUUCCUCCGCUUCUCCCCUCCCUCCCAAAUCCCGCUCCCCAACCCGCCGCCGGGGAUCGCCGGUAUCCCCUACCCGUCGCUGUUCCACUCGCCGCCGCCGCCGCCGUCGCCGCAGCCGCUCUCCGUCGACUCCCUCUCCGCGCUGCUGUUCCACUCCCUCGCCCUCUCGGCGUGGAAGUCCGCCGGCGUCUCCACCUGGUCCCUCCGCGUCAACCCCAGCAGCGGCAACCUCCACCCCACCGAGGCGCACCUCCUGUUCGAGCACCCGCGGGACCCCGGCCGCCUCGUCGUCUCCCACUACGCGCCGCGCGACCACCUCCUCGAGGUUCGCUCCGCGGCGCCCCUCGCCGACUUCCCGGCGCUCCUGCCGCCGCCGGCCACCGCGGUCCUGGCGCUGUCGUCCAUCUUCUGGAGGGAGUCCUGGAAGUACGGCGAGCGGGCGCUGCGAUACUGCAACCACGACGUGGGCCACGCGCUGGCGGCGGUGGCGGUGGCCGCGGCGGCGCUAGGCUGGGAUGUUCGGUUGCUUGAUGGGUUGUCCGAUGAGGACCUUGGGUAUCUGGUGGGGGUGGAGAAAGGAGCCCCCCCUCCCCCUGAUGGCUUGCCUGACAAAAUGGUGAGGGGCAAGGCACCAUGGGUGGAGCGGCAGCAUCCCGAUUGCGCGGUUCUUCUGUUUCCGGCUGGCUCAGAGCCAAAGGUGGAUUAUGGAGUGAUGAGUGCGGCAUUGAGGGGAUUGGAUAGAUUGGAGUGGGUUGGGAAGGCUAAUGCCCUUAGCAAGGAUCAUGUGGUGUGGGAUGUGAUAUACCACACGGCGGAGGCGGUCAAGAAGCACGGUCCUGCUCCAGGGGAGAGCUUCUCUGUGAAUCCAUGGCGGAGGAACGCAGCGUUAUCUGAUGAUCUCUAUAAGGAACUGACAGUGCAGGAGGUGGUGCGGCGCCGGAGGAGUGCGGUGGACAUGGAUGGCGUGCAUGUGAUGGGCAGGGACACAUUUUAUCAGAUAAUGUUGCAUUGCCUUCCGUCAGGUGACGUUUCUCCAGAGGAGCUGCAGGGACCUCCAAGUGCUCUGCCAUUUCGUGUCUUGCCAUGGGACGCAGAAGUGCAUGCCACGUUGUUUGUGCACCGUGUCUCAGAGCUGCCCAAGGGAUUGUAUUUCUUGGUGAGGAAUGAGGAGCAUUUUGAUAUGUUGCGGCGUGCCAUGAGGCAGGACUUUGAGUGGGAACGACCUGAGGGGUGCCCUGAUGGCCUCCCAUUGUACAGGCUGAUGAAAGGGGAUUGCCAGCAGAUUGCAAUGCAGAUAUCCUGCUUUCAGGACAUUGCCUCACAUGGAUGUUUUAGCCUAGGGAUGAUUGCUAGAUUUGAGCUUGUGCUACAUGAGAAAGGCGAAUGGAUGUAUCCACGUUUGUUUUGGGAGACUGGUGUUCUUGGUCAAGUUCUUUACCUUGAGGCCCAUGCUGUUGGAAUAUCUGCGACAGGGAUUGGUUGCUACUUUGAUGAUGCUGUUCAUGAGGUACUUGGCUUAAAAGACUUGGAGUUCCAAAGCCUGUAUCAUUUUACAGUGGGUGCACCUGUACUUGACAAGCGGAUCAUGAGUCUUCCUGCAUACCCAGGACCAGGGAUUGAUGCAUGACUGAUUCUCCUGAAAGGUUUUGUUCGUCCUCCAACUUAACUUGAUGAUUCAGGGCCUGUUUAGUUUGCAAAAAGAAAAUUUUUGGGUGUCACAUCGGACGUUUGACCGGAUGUCGAAAGAGGUUUUCGAACAUGAAUGAAAAAACUAAUUUCAUAACUCGCUUGGAAACCGCGAAACGAAUCUUUUGAGCCUAAUUAAUCCAUCAUUAGCACAUGUGAGUUACUGUAGCACUUAUGGCUAAUCAUGGACUAAUUAGGCUCAAAAGAUUCAUCUCGCUAUUUCCCCCCUACCUGUACAAUUAGUUUUUUAAUUUAUCUAUAUUUAAUACUCUAUGCAUGUGUCUAAAGAUUCGAUGUGAUGUUUUUGGGAAAAAGUUUUUGGAACUAAACAAGGCUUCAGUGAGAUAGGAACUCCAGAUCUUGUAUAGUAUUCGUAUCGUUCCAUUUCAGUUUCCAUGUUGCAAUUAAUCCUCUCGUUAGCCUAACCCCCUGAAAUAUCUGUAGUGGUUAGUCCAAUUGGUCUUAUGAUAAGAAUGUUCUGAUCUAAAAAACCGGGCUAAAAUAGAAAUAUGCCAUAAAAAUAGUGUUGCAUUUGUGUGUUGGUGCAAAGCAAUGUAUAGACAGUAAUUUUUUUUUUUGAGGAGAACGACGGUAGAUCUGCCGGAAUUUAAAUUAGGGAAGGGCAAAAACACCGAGAAGAAUUAGUGUUUACAGAGACUGGAAUAAAGGAGAAUUAUAACUCAAGCAUUUAGAGGGUUACAAUUCAGGGGGGCUUGAAAGCCAGUCUACGCAAAUCCAUGUCCUGUUUAAUAAUAUAUAUGUGCUACUUCCCUUUCGGAGAAUCAGUCAUGCAUCAAUCCCUGUAUAGACACAGUAUCAAAGGACAUUCAUAUUGUAAUGCUUUCCAGUUGGCUCCUGUUCUUAUGGGUUUCGUAGCCAAUUGUAAAUUGUUGUUCUGCUUUUUUAUUUUUUAUUUUGUUUAGAGUUCAUUAUGCUCGCUACAUUAGCACGUUUAACAUGGAUCAUCUCAUCGACCAUUAAUACUGCCAGGCUGAUUGCUCCAUUUGAGAUAUAUUAUUGAUUGGAUUA
Messenger RNA from Oryza sativa Japonica Group (Japanese rice), 2969 nucleotides. RefSeq lists its product as uncharacterized. Gene Ontology annotation, molecular function: oxidoreductase activity. The record is from RefSeq and is a predicted model, not a curated record. NCBI's taxonomy places the organism in Eukaryota, Viridiplantae, Streptophyta, Magnoliopsida, Poales, Poaceae.